UUUGAGAGUCUCUCUGAACAAUAUAUAAGAGCCUCUAUUGUAAUCUUCUGAACUUAAUGAGAAAAUAUAUUCAGUUUUCAUAAAGUUAUAGUUUUUCUCAACGGUCACUGGCAGACGCAGCAAAUAAUUUAAGUGGGGUCAUAAUUUCUUACUACCAACCCAAAAAGGCCAAAUAUAAAAAAAAAGAGGUGUUAUUACAAUAAAGAGAACAAAAUACGGGUGCAAUAUGGAGGUUUUGAACUCGGAUUAGGGGGUUCAGAGGAUGAGAACUGUCACCAACUGAGCUCUGUCAUAUUAGUAUAUAUUAAACUUACAAAUCAACUUUUUAUAGUUAACUGGUGUCAAGUGGACCUGUUUUUCCUCUAUGGGUCCACCCUUGCAUCUACAUUCGAACCCGAAUCGCUUAAAUUUCCAAAACUCACCUACGAUAAUAGACUAUCCUUGUGUGGUUGAGACACUGAUUAAGCUCUCGCAUUGGUUUUCAUUAUUACGUUAUUAACCAUAUGUCACCUUUUUGUUUGCAUGCCACACUACGAGUAUUGGUGCAUAUCAUAAUGAAAUAAUCACAAGAAGUUUCGAAUCAAAGAAAAAAUUCAUAACGGAAUAACGACAGUCAUCCAACGUUCCAAACCAAAACUUCGGCCGCGAAAUGUACAUUCCCACACGUUUUAAUGAAUAAGACCAUUUCAUAGUUCAUGAAUAGUUUACUAAUUCUCACAAUGGAAUGUUUCAGUACUGGUUCUGCGCAUAUAAUUUUUUUGCAGUUAGAUUUUUUAUUAAAUAUAAUUGUUCCCAUGCAAUAGCUGUGUUUGGACCAUCGUGUAUAUAAUAUAUAUAGCUACUAGGUGGUAACCUGCGCCUUGCGCAGGAUGAAUGAACUAAAAAAUCAUAUUGUUUAAUUUAAUAGAUAUAAUACACACAAAGUGAUAGUCACCUUAUUACUCCAUUUACGAAUUGAUCUUUUAAAAUUAGAAAACAUUUUAUUCUUAUUUUUAAUAUAAGGAAACAAAGGUUGCGGCUUGAUUGAAAAAUCAAUCAAUCUCAAAUCAAUAAUCAAUUCUGAUUUUGAAAAUUUUCAUAUUUUGUCGCUAUUUUUUGUGUUAUGUUAAAUUAUGUUAAAGAUAAAUACAUGCUAUUUCUAAAAAAUAAAAUAAAUAAAUAAAUACAUGCUAAUUAUUUGUGAACCCGCAAUUUUUACCCAAUAUCAAAUUUUAGAUAAUCGGAAAUAUUCUUUAAAAAUAAGCAAAUACUUAAUAUAAAUUUAUUAUGAGUUUAAAAUAAAACAAAACAUAGGCAAUAUAAUUAUUAUUUAAUUCAUAAAAAAUAUGAUUAAAAUAUAAAAUGUAACAAAAGUAAUAGAAUUAUAAAAUAUAAAAGAAACAACAAAAAACUGAUAAAAGCACAACUAGUAUGAAUAGUUUCUUCAGGACUCCUGGUUUUUAAAUCAACAACGGAGUUGAAGCCUGUCAUUUGUGUUCUGCUUGAAAGAAUGGUUUUUGAUAGUUUGAUGUCGGAAUAAGAAUGUGAUGAGGAGAUGUGUCCAAGGUUUGGUAUUUAUAUACGUAUGAUUAUCGCUGACGAUAAUCUUUAGAGUUAAUGUGAUAAAAUCAAAUCUCCCUGAUUAUAGAGAAUUUUCACUAAUUACAGUAACUUUACUUGCGCUCCAAUUAAGAAUUAUAACUUGCUUUAACACAAAAUAUAUUAAAUCAAACCAUAUCAAAUAAGGUACAGACAAUUAAAAACAAACUGAGACGAUAACCCCAACUUUCAUAACCGUGUGCCAAAUUUUAAAAUUUUGGAAAAUAAUCAAACUUUCCUUUUUUUUACAAACGUAAUUGCCGUAUCAAUUUAUGUAUCUCGAUUUUGUCAUAUUAAUUCACUUUCUAUUUUUAAAAUUGUUAUUAUAUCUACAUUUAUUAACCGUGUGCUGUAGUUUUAAAAUUUUGAAAUUUUGAUAAACUUUCAGUUAUAUACAAUCAAUUUGACGUAGCUGAUGUUAGAUCAAUUUUAGAAACGUGAUCAAACUUUCAUAUAUAUACAACCACUAACUAUGUAAGGAGUAAGGACUCGAUUUGACGUAGAUACCCAGUUAAGUUAGCUCAAAAUACAUAUUUUAUGUUUGAUUAUGCUAAUACUAUCAACAUUAAUUUAUGUUAGACAAAUGACUUGGAUAUGUCAAUGACGUAUAGUAUAUUACUGAUGUCUGUAUAUAUUAAAACCCAAAACCUCACAUUAGCUAUGAAUACAUUAUAUACACAAUUUAAUCUAUAUUCGACUACAAUUAACAUUAUAGUUCUAAAGCAUAAUACGUAAUACAUAAAUAUACAAUUGAGGUUGAUACCGAAGUAGAAAACCUACGUAAAUAUGCAAUAGCUGUGAUGGCUGCACCAAUUAAAUGACCAACUCAAUAGACCCAAAGGUUCGUCCAAGUCAGCUAAUCACGGCCAGACCAAAUAAAACCGCCGGUUUCAUCGACGAAUGUGCUCUUAUAAAGCAAAAAUAAAUAUAUAUGUAAGGUUGCUAUCGAAGUAUAGUCACAAAACCAAAAAUGAUUAUAUGUUAAACAUAUAAGAUUAGUAAUUUGGUUCGGCAUGAUUAUAUGAACCAUAAUAGUCAAAGAACCAUAAUCGUCAAAAAACCAAGACUUAACCAAACAUGUAUCUCGCGAAUGGUUUAAGUGAGUAAUCGGAUAUAAUACUUAUGUAGAGAUAUAAAGCAUAAUAUAUGAGAGAAAUGUUAGUCUAGUGUAUAAUGGCAAACUAUGUAAAUAGUCUAGUGAGAAGAGGGCAAUUAAUUAAUAGGGGUGAGAGUGAUUGUAGUGUUGCCACAUAAGAAAUGGCAUUCUUGUUAAUAACACAUUAGAGGAAGGUUACAUUCAAAUAAUGCUCCUCAAAUAAUAAGAAAGAGAUUAUUCCUCGACAAGAGUUUGAAUAUACAUAAUAUCAAGGGAUUAACUAAGAGUGCCAGAUUUUAAAGUAUUUAUUAAAAGUAACCAGAAAAGCAUAUUCAUUGUUUCCACUACAAUAUUAUCAGCAAUCAAUCUUAUUUUUGGCAAUCAAUAUCAGAUAGUUGAUUUUUAUUUGUGUACUUUAUUCAUAUAUAUUCUCAAGAAAAAAAAUACAACUAACUUCUUUUUGUCAACAAUUAGAACUAUUGUUUUAAUACUUUGAAAAGUAAUUACGAUUUUUUUUUGAUAAUCGUGGAGAUCCCAAAAACUUUAUACUUUUAUAAACCCAUGAAACCUUACAUCCUAAUACCAACUAAUCCAUCUAAAUGGCACGAUUAGUCUACUUGUUGACAAAAAGAACUAUUGUUUUAAUACUUUGAAAAGUAAUUAAGCCGAGAAGACUUGGUUAGUAAUUACAAGUUCUUUAUUGCAUCAAACUUCAAUCAGUUUCUAAUUCAUAAUUUCAUGAGUGACAUCAAAACUAUAAUUCCGCAGCUCUAUCCAGUUAAUCCAAAAGUGAUUAUAGAAUGUAUUGCUACAGAUUUAUCCAUUUUAUAAAUGUAUUGAUAUCUGUUAAUAAUUUUGUUAAAAACUGGAGUAUAAGUUUUUUAAAAAUGGUUCUCUUUUAGCAAAAAAAAAAGUUUCUCAAAAACAAAACAUAACGAAAGUUUAUGGUUGUAAGAAAAGCAUAAACAAUUAUUGGAAUAUUUUAAGAAAUGUCAACUAUAUUAGAACAGGUAGUCUAUUCCAUUCAGGAAUCAUAUACAUACCGCAAGUAAAGUUAUGUAAAUUUUAAAAUUGUCUUUAUCAGAAGAAGAAUGAAAAAUUGACAUGAUAGCUAUUAAAAUAGAUUUUGACUUUUGCGUUUGAUCAAUGAUCACUUUCUAAAUCCUAAACUAUGGGGUUGACUUAGACCAUGAUUAACCCGGAGUUCUUAGAGUGGAGUUCUUAGCGCAAGUUAAGAAACUGUUCUUAACUUUUAACUAAAAAAACUAAGAACCAGUUCUUAAAUAAGGAUUUUUUGAUCUUUGCAGGUUCGUCCACACCCGGGGUUCUUAGAGUGGGGUUUUUUGAUCCUUUUUAAUGUAAAUUUUGCAAACGGUCCACUGGACUAAAACACCUAAAAUUUUAUAAAUCAAUUUACAUUGAAAAAGAUAAAAAAUUAAUUAAAAUUUUAUUUUUUAUUAAAAUCUUGGUAAAAUAUUUAUGACCUCCAACAAAUUAGGGACUUCCCUACAGGAAGGCUUAACUAAUAGCUAACUAACCGCCGAACAAAUUACUUUACGAUCAAGCGCAUAUCUGUGAUUUCAUAUAGAUAUCCCGCUUCUUUCUCUCUUCUUCAUCGUCUUAAAAAAACCUCCCUUCGACGAUGAUUUGAUGUUUUUGUAUUGGAGCCGGUUCUGAGCCAAAUCGCCUCAAAUCUCUAAUUUUUUUGAAAAAGUUAUAUAUAUAUAUAGACCCACAAAUUUAUGAAAAGAAAUUACACUCAGACUAUUGAAAUCUUUAUUAAAUCGUCUGUAGCCCCCAAAAUCUCAGCCCGGCCAUUGCUCAAGUUAUCGAACAACCUUUACUAACUCCACUAAGAUUUCUACCAACAUUCUUGCCCCUCCUCCGAGAGAAUAAUCAUCAAGGCAAUCAGAGAAUCCGUCAAUGCUCCGAAGAUACACAAAAUUGUUCCUACGUAACUUUGCCAUGUCCACGAUAAAACCGUCAAGUUAUCAUGUCUCGACUGGUCUUCUUUACCACUUUUUGUUUCGUACUUCCUUUCCAUUUUGUGAGAGUCAUUGUCAUGCCUGGCCCGUUGUCUAUGGGCGCCUAAAACCCAAAACUUUUAAACACAAGUUACAAAAAUGUAUUUUUUUUCUAAAAUGAGGAGCUCCUGAUUCGAACCCUGCCCAUUAUGUUAUCUCCAACCACUAGGCUACAAGCAAUUCAUUGAAAUGCACUAAGUAUUUAAAAUAAUUAUAGCGACUACAGCAUGGGCUUUACUAACUUUAUCCCAGGGCUGAUCCUGGUCAUUGUGUAUAUCCACGACCAUUUAAAGUAAAACAUCAAAUCUGAGAUUCUAUAGUUGCAAAAAUAAUAUGAUGUCGUAAUAUUCUCUUGGAUAAACUUUACAGACAUUUUAUCUUCUAUGAUUUUUUUAGUAUAUGUAAUAAAUGAAUUUAUAUUAUUUACUUUUUUCAUCUUUGCUUUAGUUUAACUAGGUAAAGAACCCGUGCGAUAUCGCACGGAACUCAUUUUAUAAAAACAAAUAAGCUAUAUUUUCAAUAAAAAACUUGUUUUUUUUUAAAACUUGUUACAAUUGCUUUCGAAAAAAUACAUGUAUUACAUAAAUAUCUUGCAUGCAGUUAUAUUUGUCUAUUGAUAAUAUAUGUAUUUUGCAUUAAUAGUUUUGUGCUUAACUGAAAAUUUGGGGCUAAACGACCAAAACAAAUAGUGUGAAAUUCAGAAAAUACAAAUAUUAAAUAUAUUAAUUUUGUAAAUAUAUAAUAUUAUCAAAUGAAUUAAAUUACUCAGCAAAUAUAACAACAAGAUUAUUUUUUAUAUAAUCUUAAAGAUUAUUUAAAAUGUAGAUAAAUAGAUAUAAAAUAAAUGAAAAAGUAUUUUUUGAAAAAUCUAUACAAUUUUUAGAAUGAGAAGACACAUCCUUAAAUAUUUUUACAUUCUCUUCAAACUAAUAAAAUUUUCCGAAUUUAUAUGUUUUUGCCAAGAUCUUUAAUGAACUUUUAAAAAUGAAUCUCUCUUUUCCUAAUUUAUUUUGUGAUUGUUAUGAUUUUUAUUUUAGUUGUGAUUAUUAUUCUUAUUUUUUUUUAUUUAGAGGGCUAAGGGUUUUAAUGGUUGACAACCAAACAUUACAAUGGCUAGUUAGUGGUUACAAUAGAUAACACGAAAAUUCAAAAUAGCUCAUCGCCGAGUACUACAAUCACCAAAUGCUACAAUUACCAACAAUUACAAUGGUUCAUUGCCAAAUAUAUUGCAAUGGUCCAUCACCAAUAGUUAAAAUCAACAACAUAUGUAACAUUUCAUUUAGUUAGUUUCAAUAGUUCAUUUAGAUAAUUGCAAUAAUUAAUUUAAACGAUUUCAAAGAAUGACUUAAUUCAUUUAAUUAGAUAGUCUAUUAAUAAAUAGUACAUAUAUCAAACUUAUGCAUAUAAGUUAUAAUGUACAUAAAUAAAAAAAUAUAUGUUCAUGGUUUAAGUUUUCUUAAUAUUAAUCUAUUAAUAAAUAAAAUUAUCUAAACAUGACCUAUAAUUUUUUCUUUAAACGAAUAAAUGAAACCGGAUGAGAACAAAAUAUCCACACCAAAGCAUGAUAUUACAAACCAUGAAAUAUAAUUGAAAACCAUAUAGAUAAUUUUCUUCAAAUAUAUAAUAUUAUAAUAAUUAUUAAAUUACACAACAAACCGAAUUAUUAGAAUAUUUCAGAUAUUUAUAAAUUUAUAACAACAUUGUCAUGAUCAAUUUUUUUAAUAUAAUCUAAAAGCAUGAAAAUAUAAGACAUGAAUCAUGUGUUAGUGGAACAUAUAUAAUAAGAAAUGCAGUUUUCCAAAUAAAAUAAAAACGUGUUUUCCAGUUUUUUGUCAAAUAUAUCUUAAUUUUCAUUUAGUAAAACAAAAUUAAGACUAAUUAUUUCAUUAUUUCAUUUAAGAUUUUUUGCUACCCAAACUCAAAUGACUCUUAAAAUUACUAAUUGUAGAAAGACAUUUAUUAAGAUAUUAUAACUGUUUUUAAAAGAAUUUUCUUGUUAAGAUGUUAUAAAUAAUUUAAAAAAAUAAUAAUAAGUGCGUGUUAAAUAAAUACAAAAGGACACUUAUUGUGAAUUUUAACUAUUUUAAAAAACAUUUCUAAUAGUUGCACAUUGGAAAAAUAAAAAUAAUCAUUGUUUUUUUAAUGAAAAGACACAAUUUUUGUAAUAAAAAGAUGCAACUUUUAAAGUUAUUAAUUGUAGAAAGACUCUUAUUAAUAUAUUAUAACUGCUUUUUAAAAGAAUUCACUUGUUAAGAUGUUAUAACUAAUUAAUUUUUUUUUGUAUAUUUGCAUGUUGAAAAAAUGCAAAAAAAAACUUAUUGUGAUAUUUUAAUUAUUUUAAAAAACGUUUCCAAUAGUUGCAUGUUGGAAAAACAAAACUAACCACACUUUUUAUGAAAUACACAAUAUUUAUUAUAAGAAAACAAAACUCUUAAAAUUAUUAAUUGUAGAAGAAAACUAUUAAUAUACUACAUAACUACUUUAAAAAAGAAUCCAAUAGUUACGUGUUGAAAAAAAUAAAUCUAAUUUCAGUUUUUGUGAAAAGACACAACUCUAAACAUUAAAUGGGAUUGGGUUAACUGUCUAAAACCUCCUCUACUAAACAAAUCAACACUCAUUCCCCCAAACUAUUGUACUCGUCGAAAACCCACUUAUAUUAUUUGAUACAAAUAAGUUUCUAACUAAUUCCACAUUUGGAAUUGAAAACAUGAAAUGUCGUUUAAUUCUCCCUAAUGGCGUCUGGUUACGAUUACCCAUAAUCCAAAAUCCGAUCCGAUACAAACUACAAAUAAACGUCGCCUUGGGCCCUUUCCAGCGAAUCUCCACCGUCAAUCUCUCCUUCUCCGGCUCCCUCGCCAGAUCCCACCCUUCUAAUCUCCUCACGGAUAGCUUCACCACGUAUUUCCUCGUAACUAACGGCGGCCAUGGCCGCCACUUCAUCAUCAUCACCACCAUUGUAACUCCUAAGCGACGUCACGAAAAGAGAGAUUGAAGAGACGUAAACAAACUCUUUCUCAAGUAGUUGAGAAAAAAACAAGGGAAAUAAAAAAAAAGUUUUUUUUUAUUUAGCUUGUUGAUUUAGAUCAAUGCCCAGAAAUAGAAAGCACGUUUUAGACACAGGAAGCUUUUAGGAUGUGGUUUCUAUCUUGGAUAGAUUAAAACUUGGAAGUUUAGCUUCUUCUCUCGUAAAGAUGAAAAAGUUUAUGGUGCGAAGAGAGAAGAGAGAGAGAGAAAGUGGAGACACAGAACACAGCACAAGCGUGUAGACACAGAGAGACAACAAAGAAAAGUGAAAAGAAAGAUCAUAGCUUCACAGAUCUGUCCCUCUUUCUCUAACGAACGAUAGACUCGUUGGAAUAAACCAGCAAACCGGAGUUAAAAUGUAUUGGUUAGAGGCGCAUGCCAUUCUUUAUUCUAUGUCCAUCGCACUUUAAGACAUCCUCCAAACAUGUGACACGAUCGAUCCUAUCGUUACAAGAUCACGCAUACAAGUCAGUUUGAAUUUCUAAAAUCUAAAUGAUGGUUUUAUGCGACAACGUUUGACAACUAAUGUGCUUUAUGCCACUGGAGUGCGGUGGUCACUGGUCCUAGCUAUUCUUCACACUAAAGGAACAAGCAGUAUCUAAUGCAUCACGAUUCAUGCAUGAUCAUUCUUUUUUCUAUCGCAUAAUAAUUUAGCCAACCCACUUUAUAUAUAUCAGGAGGAAUUCUUAAAUUGUGAUUAGCAUGACUCGAGAUUCAUUGACUUGUUUCACACAUCACAGCCACGUGCCUAUUAUUUAAUUUGCUCAUGAGUUAUGAAGCCUAUCUGCUUUAUUUAAACACGACGAAUACCAUUGCGAUUGCUUUAUUAAAAGAAAAAUAACAAUAAAAUAUGAGAGAAACGAAGAAGACAAUGCUUUCCAGAUUUCAAGUGAAAGAAAUUAAUUUUUUUUCUUUAGUGUAUUGUUUAGUUGGAGACAGACCUUUUCAUCUAAUUGUUUCGUUUAGGAUUUUUGGCUAUCCAAACACGUAAAACUUGUCCUACUAUUUUUUGUUGACAAUGUUUUAUUUGAAUAUUUUCUAAAAAAUUUGUAAGCAAAAAUCUGCAUAGAAGUUUUUUUUCACCAUUUUAUAAUUAGUGCAAUUAGUGCAAAUUUUACUUUGACAAAUGCAUAGACAUCGACUAUUUAUAUUUUAAAAAUCUAUUUGAAUAGUUACAUCUUUUCAGUUUAAAUAGUCACAUCUUUUUGAUUUAAAAAUAAUUAUUUUAAAAAGAUAUUUAUAUGAAUAGUCACAAUUUUUCACUUUUAAAAAUAUACUUAUAUGAAUUUUAGAAAAGACACAACCUUUUACACAUCUUGUUAAAAAGACACAACAUUUCAACAUAAGUAGAUUCACAACUUUUAGAAUUAAUCAGGAUUGCUAUUAUUAGUAGAUAGAGACAAACAAAUCACCAAGAUUUAAUUAUCAUUUUGUACAAAAUAUCUAAUUUGUAAAACCAGGAAUUAAUUAUCAUUUUAUACAAAAUUAAUAAAUCCUUUUCAUUGAUAUGAAAUUGUGUCAACAUAACAACGAGUCGACAUUAGAGGAAACAAAAUAUUCUGGGAAGUAGUCCUCGUUUAGAUAUAUUUAGAAUGAAAAAAAGAGGAACUAAACCAAUGUAUCAAUACUUAACCACAAGACUAAACCAACAUAACUGAAACAUAUAUAACCGGAUAAAUGGCUUCACUGAUAAUAUUUAAGAUUAAUUUUGUCAUUUUGUGUGUUUCUUUUAGGAACUUUAUAGUUUACAUAUCUAACUGUUGAUUAUUGACUAUUUUUGUUUACUUUUUUUCUGUCAACUAUACUUUUGUUUAUUAUGUACGCACUAGACUAUAAUUUCCUUGCUAAAAGUUUUGAGUCUUUGAAAAUCACUUACAAUUUUAAGAUGGUGUUUCUAUUGAUAGUUCAUGGAUAAAUAUAUUGAAUUUUAUUUACCAUAACUAGUAUGUUUAAAAGUUGAUAAUAGUUAAUAUUUAUCAAGGUAAUCAAGAUUAGUAAAGCUUGUUUUUUCGUUUUUUUUUUGGUUUAGUAAACUUCUUUUUGUUCAUCAAUUAUAUCAAGAUCUUCAAGAAUAGUAUAGAUUUCUUACUAUAUCAAGAUCUUGGGAGAGUUAUAAAAAUACGAUCAACAAAAACAAAACUUCAUUAUCAUCACAAUGAAGCGUCUUCUUCUGCAGCUGCUUGCCCUCUGGAGCUUUUCUCUAUCAAGUUUUUUUUUUUUUGGAUGUGAAUCAACGUUUGUACCGUAUGAUUAUUCUGCAACCGUAGAGUGUCUAGAUAAACCUUUAAAACCACAGUACAAUGGAGGAAUCAUCGUGAACCCUGACCUACGAGAUGGUCCACAAGCUUGGUUACCAUUUGGAAACGCAAAAAUCGAAUUUAAAGAUAUUGGACACGAUAAAUUUGUUGUUGCACGAGAGAGGAAACAGCCUCAUGACAGCGUCUCACAGAAGGUUCAUCUGGAAAAGGGACGUCUCUACACUUUUUCUGGUAAAAAUAAAUAUAUGUUUUUCUGUUUCUUGGAGCAAACUCUUUCGAAUUUUGUAAACCCUGUCAUAACAAUGGCCUGCUUUGUUUUUAUGUUCCUCAUAGCUUGGCUACAAGUAAACAACGGAAAGGCUCCAGUGAGUGCCGUUUUCAAGACGAACGGUGAAUAUAAGCAUGCAGGUUCGGUCAUUGCUGAAUCCAAAUGUUGGUCCAUGCUCAAAGGUGGUCUCACUGUUGAUGAAUCUGGCCCUGGCGAACUCUACUUCGAGAGCAACGACACAAGGGUUGAAAUUUGGGUAGAUAGCGUCUCACUGCAACCAUUCACACAAGAGGAGUGGAAGUCUCACCAAGAUCAUAACAUUCAUAAGGAGAGAAAGAGAACCGUGAGAAUCAGAGUCGUAAACAGCAAAGGCGAACCAGUGCAGAAGGCAAGCCUUUCCAUCGAACAGAGGAAACUCGGCUUCCCAUUCGGCUGCGAGGUAGAGAAGAACAUACUUGGGAACCACGCAUACCAAAGCUGGUUCACUAAAAGGUUCACGGUGACAACUUUCGCCAAUGAAAUGAAAUGGUACAGCACCGAAGUAGUUAGAGGCAAAGAGGACUACUCGAUCGCUGAUAAGAUGUUUAGAUUUUUCAAGAAGCACGGGGUCGCUGUACGUGGUCACAAUAUUGUAUGGAGCGACCCAAAGUAUCAAACUAAAUGGCUAAACUCUCUCUCUGGUCGCGAGUUCUACAAUGCAGUGAAACAAAGGGUUUCAUCUGUGGCUUCACGAUACAAAGGCCAGCUUGAGGGUUGGGACGUUGUGAAUGAGAAUCUUCAUUUCUCGUACUUUGAGAAAAAGAUGGGUCCUAAGGCUUCUCGUAACAUCUUUAAGAUGGCUCAAGCAUUUGAUCCAACGACAACUAAGUUUAUAAAUGAGUACAAUACGUUAGAGGAACCGAGGGAUUUAGAUUCUAGUCCAGCAAAGUUUUUGAAGAAGCUUAGGGAGCUUAAAUCUAUUGUGGUUCGUGGAAAUAUAUCGUUAGGGAUUGGUCUUGAGUCUCAUUUUAAGACUCCUAACAUUCCCUUUAUGAGAUCAGCUCUUGACAUUCUUGGUGCCACUGAUUUGCCUAUUUGGCUCACUGAGGUCGACGUAGAAGCUCCUAAGAAUGUUCAGGCCAAGUAUUUCGAACAGGUACUAAGGGAAGGCCACGCACAUCCUCGUGUUAAAGGAAUAGUGACAUGGGCAGGUUAUUCACCAACAGGUUGUUACCGAAUGUGCCUCACUGAUGGAAACUUCAAGAACCUACCCACCGGUGAUGUGGUGGACAAACUUCUGCAUGAAUGGGGAGGCUUCCGCCGACAAACCAAAGGUCUCACUGAUGCUGAUGGAUUUUUUGAAGCCUCACUCUUCCAUGGUGACUAUGAUUUCAAGAUUGAUCAUCCUCUCACCAAUUCAAAAGCUUCCCACAGCUUUAAGUUGGUUUCUGAUGUCUCCUCAAACACUCAACCAUCAUCUUUUGUCUUUCGUCUUUAAGUAGCGCUUGCUUCUAAGUAAGAAUAGUGGCAGAUAUAUAGUAUGUUUUGUUAUUAGUCUAGACAUGGUGUAUAUAUAUAUCUGUGUCUGCCGAAACCCCCGAGUGCUAAUCAUGAGCAUCCUUGGGCUG
Messenger RNA from Brassica rapa (field mustard), 11855 nucleotides. RefSeq names its product endo-1,4-beta-xylanase 5. Gene Ontology annotation, biological process: carbohydrate metabolic process. NCBI's taxonomy places the organism in Eukaryota, Viridiplantae, Streptophyta, Magnoliopsida, Brassicales, Brassicaceae. Gene Ontology annotation, molecular function: hydrolase activity, hydrolyzing O-glycosyl compounds. The record is from RefSeq and is a predicted model, not a curated record.